UCACCUGAGUGCUGUUUUACGUAAGCCCCACAUUGCACAAGCCUCCAUCCAUCUGCCUCCUUUUCCCCUACAAAAUGGAUUUUCUUGCUUGUCAGAUAACAAUCUUCUGUACAUGGCGAAAGCCUUGAAUUACUGCACCGACUCAUCUUGAAGGGGAAAUGAGAAAACACAAGAGAAGCCCGGAUCCCCUUUGUGUUAGCUGAUUGAAAUGCUGCACUGUGUUCGAAAUUGUUUUCCCGACCUUAUAUGGCUACGUGGGUGCAGUCGUCUCCAACGCAUGGCACGCAGCCAACCUCCCCAGCUCACAACGACUCUCCGCCAGAAUGAAUUUAGAUCUGCCAGACCCAUACAACUAUGCAAGAGGAUUCUGCCAGCCUAUGGUCUCUCCUCCUCUGUAACGUUUUCAGAUAUUACACACGAAGCCAUCUUGAUCUUCAUUGACAUAUUUCCUUCUGCUCUGAAUGAAAGAGUCUGGGUAGGGGGUGAAUUAGCUCUUGUUUUCGAACGUGUAAACCUCGCCCAGUCAUGGCGCAGCAUUAUUUUCGAGCACAUAAUGAUCUCCUUUGUGUAUGAGUGUGUGUGUGAAGAAGCCAUUUUGAAAAGAGAACAGCAGAGAAGCCAUUUAACGACAGUUCAUAUCAAAGGUCGCUUUGGACAUGGGGCGACAGGGAGAAAAUUCUAGAAGAUGAACUUAGCCCUUAGUUUUUUUUAAAAGAAAAUGUUUACUUACAUAACUACUCAUUCCCCACAAGGAUUACAGUUAUUUUAAUUGCCAUGCGUUCGCAUUUUACGGCUGUCCUGUUUCCAGGAAGAGGGAGAGGGUUUGCAUAAUGUGCACUGAAACAGCCUCAAGAUACUCAGUAUUUUGACUCGUUGGUCAGUGAGAUCCUACGUACUUUAAAUAACAAAUUAAUUCAAGAAAUAGUUACACAGCACUUGUUUUCUUCCUUUUAGGCGUUGCAUCCCCACCCCUUCAUAAAAACAGUUACAGGAUCCGAAGAUGGCAAUGAAAACGUUCCUUUUCCUUCAGCGUGUAGGCCUGAUAAAUGUAUUUCAUCAAAAUGUUAAGGUUUGGCGAACGGCAUGGAGAGAAACCAUCCCGUUUGCAGUUCGGGGGAGAAACGAAGUCAUUGGAGAAGUUACAAGUUGAUUAUUGACCCAGCGUUAAAAAAGGGAUCGCACAAACUGUACCGCUAUGAUGGACAGCAUUUUAGCAUGCCUGAUUCCGGGAUGCCACCCGUGGACAUGGUCAGGGAUCCGAGAAUCGGACGCCACUGGGCCAAGUACAAGGAGACCGACCUCCCGGUUCCAAUAUUUAAGAUUGACGACUGCUACAUUGGCCCUGUGCCUCCAAAGGAGGUGACAUUCGCCAGGCUAAACGAUAACAUAAGGGAGGGUUUUCUGACCGACAUGUGCAAGAAAUUUGGAGACAUUGAAGAAGUGGAAAUAUUGUACAAUCCGAAGAACAAGAAACACUUGGGGAUUGCUAAAGUCGUAUUCGGAGCUGUAAAAGCAGCGAAGGAUGCGGUGCAUAAUCUCCAUAACACAUCUGUGAUGGGCAACCUCAUCCACGUGGAGCUGGACCCUAAAGGUGAAAAUCGCCAGCGGUACCUCCAGCUCCUGAUCAAUGGCACUUACACUCCUCGGACUCUCCCGGUGGGGGGAGAGCCUCGUGGGGUGUCCCCCACCACAAUCGCAGAGGCGCUGGAGCCUGUCAUCAGGAGGCUGUCCGAGAGCAGUUCGUCGGUGGCGGGCGGAACGUCCACUCCCGGCACGGGCACCCCGCUCUCGCAGGACACGGCCUACUUCAGCCUGCGGCAGAACGAGACGCCGCAGUCGCAGAACACGCCCCUCAGCACGCCGCGGCAGUCGGGAACGCCCUUCUCUCAGGACUCCUCCUACUCCAGCCGGCAGGCCACGCCCACCCACCAGCCGGGCCGCGCGGCCGCCGCCGACGGUCCCGGGAGCGCCGGCUACAAGCAGCACCGGCGGCACGAGUCCAAGUUCCAGGACGCGUACAACCGGCGCACGGAGCGCCACUACGUGCACCAGCAGCAGCAGCCGUCGCUCCCCUUCAAGCAGCAGCCGCCCGAGCCCCCCUUGCCCUUCAGCCACACCCCCCCUCCGCCCGCCUCCGCCUUCAAGUCGGCGUUCUCUCCGUACCAGCAGGUGGCGCCCAUGCCCCCCUCCUACCCUCCGGCGGAGCCUCCGUACCCCCAGCCCGUCCAGCGGGAGGGGGAGUACCGCCGGGGGCAGCAGCCGCCGCUGCCCUCCACGCCGGACUUCGCCGCGCCGGGCCGAGACCGGCCCGAGACCCCCCCGGUGCCGGAGCCUCCGCCGGUCCCCACGGUCGGCCCGACGACGCCUCCUCCUCCGGCCCGCACGCCGUCGCCAUCCUGCGCCUCCCCCGGGUCCUCGCCGCCGCUGGAGUCGGAGCGCCACAGCCUGGACUCGCGCAUCGAGAUGCUGCUGAAGGAGAAGCGCACCAAGCUGCCCUUCCUGAGCGAGCGCGGCGGCGGUGGCGGGGGGGCCGGCGGAGGAGGAGGGGGAGACUCGGACACGGAGGUGCGCAUGGACGGCAGCCCCAUCUCCUCGUCGUCCUCGCAGCUCUCGCCCAUCCCGCCGUCGUCGUCGUGCGCGCAGCUGUCGCGGCAACCCUCGCGGCCGUCCAGCACGGGCCUGGAGGACAUCAGCCCCACGCCGCUGCCCGACUCGGACGACGAGGACCCGGUGCCGGGCACCGCCGCGCUGCUGCUCAACUCCAGAGCCAGCUCGCCCAGCAGCUCCCUCCUGGCCAAGAGCGCCUCCGCGGUGGACCUCAAGGACCGGCCACCCACGCCCACGGACAAAAUGGACACGGUCAACAACUCUUCGGGCGAGGACAUGGAGAUCUCCGACGACGAGAUGCCCGGCACACCGACGUCCGGCGACAAGGGCAUCGUGAUCAACUCCUCGGUGUCGCCGAUGCACUCGCAGGGCAUUUCUCUGGGCUACCCUCCUCUGCCCCCCCACCAGCCGGGCUUCCUGCCCCCCCCUCCGCCCCUGCCCCCACACUCCACCGUGCCACACUUACCCGGCCCUCCCGGCGUCCUACCGCCCAUGCUGCCCCCACUGCCUCCGUACCCGCCGGGCAUGAUGCACCUGAUGCCCGUGGACCUGGUGAGCUGCCUGCCGCAGUGGGGCAGCGUGAGCAUGUCCUUCCAGAUGCAGCAGCAGAUGCUGAGCCGCAUGGCGCAGAGCCAGCGGCACUACCCGUACCCGCACUACAUGAGUGGCGCGGGGGCUGGUGCAGCUGCUGCUGCCGCCGCUGCCGCUGCCGCUGCGGCCGGGACCAUGGCGUUCGGGGGGCCCUACGCACCCCUAUCCAUGGCCAGCACCCCCUCGGGGAGCGUGAGCCACGGGCAGCCUUGGUCCUUCCCGAGCAUACCCAAGUUCAACCCGGCCGUGCCGCCGCCAGGGUAUGAGCCCAAGAAGGAGGACCCGCACAAGGCCACGGUAGACGGGGUGCUCAUGGUGAUCGUCAAGGAGCUGAAGGCCAUCAUGAAGAGGGACCUGAACCGCAAGAUGGUGGAGGUGGUGGCCUUCAGGGCCUUUGAUGAGUGGUGGGAGAGGAAGGAGCGAUCAGCUAAGGCCUCCCUCACGCCGGUGAAGGCAGGCGAAGGCAAAGAGGAGGAGAAGGAGAAGCCCAAGCCCAAAGAGACGAUAGCAUCCAGCCUGCUGGAGAACUGGAACAAGGUGGAGGGCCUGGGCUACGAGGGCAUGGGCCUGGGAAUCGGCCUGCGCGGCGCCAUACGCCUGCCCUCCUUCAAGGUGAAGAGGAAGGAGCCUCCUGAUGCUGCUUCCACCGCAGACUCCAAGAGAGUUCGGCCCUCAACACCGGCUGAUGACGAGAUGGAGGAUGAAGAAUCCGAGCGGGCCGAUCUCCCGUCGGACGGGUCCAGGCAGGAUGGAGACGGGUCUUCAGCCCGGCGACGUCCUGUUCGGCCACUGGACAGUGAGGGAGAGGAGGAGGAGGAAGAGGAAGAGGAGACUUCUGGGAAGGAGGGAGAGUCGUCGGAUAGAGAGGAGGAUCGGGACGGAGAAGUCUCUGAGAGGCUCUCGUCAGGAAAGGAUGUUGAUGAUGAAGAGGAGGAUGAGGAGGACAGAGAAUCUGACUCCAGUGACAGUGAAUCCUCUGAUUCUUCUGAUGAAGAAGCUGCCAGCUCCGCGUCGUCCAAAGCGUCCUCGGACUCCUCGUCCGGCAGCGACUCCUCGUCCGACUACGAGUCCAGCUCGGAGGAAGAGGACGACGAAGAGAAAGACGCUCAGGUGGAGGUGGAGGUGGAGGAGGACGAGGACAAGGUCCGCAGCUCGUCCUCCUCCUCCUCGUCGUCGUCGUCCUCCGAGGAGGAGGCGGAGGCGGCAGCGGUGGCGGUGGCGGUAGAGGAGGAGGAAGAGGAGGAUGCGGCGGCGGUGGCGGUGGCGGCCGUGCUGGAGCCCAAGGGGCCCCGUUCGCCCCCGCUGCCGCCGCCGGAGCCCAGGGACGAGGCGCUGGAGAUGGCCACGCGGGAGCAGCAGAGGCUGCGCAUGGACCCCGAGGCCCAGCAGAGGGCCAUCCGCGAGGCCGAGGAGGCCGUGGGGUCACUGCGCUCCGGCAUGGACGACCUGCGGCCGCCCUCGCCUAAAGGAGUGCCAGAUGAGGAGCCGGAGAGUGACCUUGAGGUGCCCUUGCCAAAAGAGCACCUGGAGGACGAGGGAGUCCUGCGUCCCCCGACGCCCACCGGCUCUCUGGCCGACAGCGACCACGAGGUGCGGCCCAAGCCCAAGCCCAAGACCCGGCCCGACGAGCCCGAGGAGGUGCCCCGCACACCUGGACGUGAGCAGCAGCAGCAGCAUCACCAUCACCACCAUCCUCUUCAUCUUCAUCAUCAUCCUGCUGCCCUGGACUCGGACGGUGGCGCUCCACCCGCUCUGCCCGCUCUGCACCUCCCGCUGCCUCCGCUGCCUCCGCUCCCGUCUGGCCCGGACGCGGCCCGCUCCUCGCUGCAGCCGCUCGCUCCUCCUCCCCCGUCCCUGCCCGACCUCGUCCUGCCCGCGCGCCCGCGGCUGCCCACCGACGAGGAGCUUCCCCGCACGCCGGGCCGAGACCUGGCCGAGCGGCCGCGCGGGCUCCUGGGGAAGAGCGGGAGCGCCGACGGGGUCCCGGUGACGCCGGGCAGCGAGGGGUCCGUCGCCCACCUGGUGCUGGGGUCGCCGCACGUGCCCGGCAGCCCCUUCUCGUACCCGGCGCAGUCGCCCGUGCUGUCGGCCGGCAUCCCGCGCACGCCCGGCCGCGACCUCAGCUUCGGCCCGGUGUUCGGGAUCGCCGCGGACCCGGCCGCGCUCGCCCUCGCCUCCGCCGGACCCCCCGUCCAGCGCAAGACGUCGGCCUCGUCGGACGCGUCCGGAGGAGGAGAGGAGAGGGCCGGCGUCUUCAAGGAGCCUCCCGUGGCCUCCCUGCCGCUCCCGCUCCCGCUCGCGCCCUCGCCGUUCCCCGCCGCGCCACAGGAUGGCGCUCUCGGCUCCUACCCCACGCCGGCCGACCUCGCCAGCCUCGCCGGGCUGCCCAGAGACUCGCCCGCGCUGCCCCUGCCGCCGGACGCCACGCCGCCCAAGAGGAAGCCGGGCCGGCCCAAGUCCAAGAAGACGCCGCAGACGCCGACGCUGACGCCGCUCGGCCCCGACCAGCUGCUGCCUCCUCCCCACGAGCCUGCGCCGGGCACCCUGACCGCCCUGGCGUCGUCGUUGCCCCCGGAGACCCCACCUCUGCCCGGGACGUGCCCUGCCGUCGCCGUGGCACCAGACCUGCCGCCGGGCAGCGUGAGCGUGAGCGUGAGCGCGUCCAGGGAGCCGUCGGCCGUGGUGCUGGACUUCAGGGAAGAGGAGGAGGACGCAGCGCGGCCGCGGCCCCAGACGCAGACGCAGACGAUGAUGUCGGACAUGGAGCGCAUCUUCCGCGAGGAGGGCCACCUCCACCAGAAGACGCGGCGCAUGAGGAGAGGCUGGGAGGAGCUGCUGCAGUCCAUGCACUCGCCGGUCAGCUCGCCGCCCAAGCCCAGCUUCCUGCCGCGCUCCGACUUCGAGGAGAUGACCAUCCUCUACGACAUCUGGAACGACGGCAUCGACGAGGAGGACAUCAAGCACCUGCAGGUCACCUACGACCGCAUGCUGCAGCAGGACAACGGAGGCAACGACUGGCUCAACGACACGCUCUGGGUGCACCAUCCGCCCACCAAUCAGAACAUCCCGGGGGUGAAGCGUAAGCGGCGCGAUGACGUCAUGCGUGACCACGUGACCGGCAGCGCCCGCAGUGAGGGCUACUACAAGAUCGACAAGAAGGACAAGCUCAAGUACCUCAACAGCACUCGCCUGCCCUCGGACGAGCCCACGGAGGAGGAGACACAGGGUGUGCACAAGCCAGCUCAGCCCCACGCGUCCACGAGAGCAGGCUCAGAGAGGCGAUCGGAACAGCGGCGUCUGCUGUCCUCCUUCAGCUGCGACAGCGACCUGCUCAAGUUCAACCAGCUCAAGUUCCGUAAGAAGAAGAUCCGCUUCUGCCGAUCCGGCAUCCACGACUGGGGGCUGUUUGCCAUGGAGCCCAUCGCCGCAGACGAGAUGGUCAUCGAAUACGUGGGCCAGAACAUCCGACAGGUGAUCGCUGACAUGAGAGAGAAGCGCUACGAGGAAGAGGGCAUCGGCAGCAGCUACAUGUUCCGCGUCGACCACGACACCAUCAUCGACGCCACCAAGUGCGGCAACUUCGCCCGUUUCAUCAACCACAGCUGCAACCCCAACUGCUAUGCCAAGGUCAUCACGGUAGAAUCGCAGAAGAAGAUCGUCAUCUACUCGAAACAGCCCAUCACUGUCAACGAGGAGAUCACCUACGACUACAAGUUCCCCAUUGAGGACGUCAAGAUCCCAUGUCUCUGUGGAGCUGAGAACUGCCGAGGAACCCUCAACUAGAACCCUCAGCCCUCUAGAACUGAAACGGGAGAGGGGGUAGAACCCACGCCAAAAACGGUUGUGAAGAACCAGAGGUUCCGUUUGGAGGAACGGUGGCUGCGGAGCAGAGCAGAGCAGAACCUGGUCUUGUCCGACGUAGCGGAUAACGUGCAGCUAGGCGUCGAGAACUCUCAUGGAGAGAGAGACAGCGAAAACAACAACAAAAAAAAACUAAACACAUUAUGAUUGUUUACGAUUCCAGGUGCUUUUUCAGUGUAUGCAUACAGAUGACUCUUUACCCCCAGCCCCCCCCCCCCAGUCCCCCCCCUUCUGUGUCCGUCUGUCCCAGCCCCCCGACUCUCUCUGUGCUCUGGGUGUCCCAGUACAUUGGGAUGGAGCGUCCCCACUCAUUGUGUACUCUGGGUUUGGAGCGUUCCCACUCUCUCUGUGCUCUGGGUGUCCCAGUACAUUGGGAUGGAGCGUCCCCACUCAUUGUGUACUCUGGGUUUGGAGCGUUCCCACUCCCUCUGUACUCUGGGUUUGGAGCGUUCCCACUCUCUCUGUGCUCUGGGUGUCCCAGUACGUUGGGAUGGAGCGUUCCCACUCCCUCUGUACUCUGGGUGUCCCAGUACGUUGGGAUGGAGCGUUCCCACUCCCUCUGUACUCUGGGUUUGGAGCGUUCCCACUCUCUCUGUACUCUGGGUUUGGAGCGUUCCCACUCUCUGUCUGUCUCUCUGUGUGUCUGUUGCUCUUGUCACUGUGGAACACCCUCAAGCUGCUCGUUCUCUUAACUCUUUCACACGCACAAUGUUCCCAGUGCUAUGGCCACAGAGAGUUAGUAUGUGUGUGUGCGUGUGUGU
Molecule: messenger RNA, 7820 nt
Organism: Sardina pilchardus (European sardine)
Lineage: Eukaryota; Metazoa; Chordata; Actinopteri; Clupeiformes; Clupeidae
Gene: setd1ba
Product: SET domain containing 1B, histone lysine methyltransferase a
Exons: 19
Coding region: 1084-6981 (1965 amino acids)
Cellular component (GO): Set1C/COMPASS complex
Molecular function (GO): protein binding; histone H3K4 methyltransferase activity; RNA binding
Source: RefSeq, a predicted model, not a curated record